Molecule: messenger RNA, 1881 nt
Organism: Falco peregrinus (peregrine falcon)
Lineage: Eukaryota; Metazoa; Chordata; Aves; Falconiformes; Falconidae
Gene: B4GALT4
Product: beta-1,4-galactosyltransferase 4
Exons: 7
Coding region: 362-1420 (352 amino acids)
Biological process (GO): carbohydrate metabolic process
Molecular function (GO): glycosyltransferase activity
Source: RefSeq, a predicted model, not a curated record
GACUAGUUCAUUUUGUCAGUCCUAGGUCUGGUCCCGCAUACAUCGGCAAACUUUCCAGAAGGCACUUGGGCUGAACUAGUGGGAGUGUGGAGUUAAAGUAUUCCUUCUGCCUGCAGUAUCUCCCCAGGGUCUCAUGUAUGUUUUGAAAGCUGGUUAAGUCACAUUUUCUGACAUUUGAAGAGCAAACAGCACCAUGGCUCCAUGAAUUGUAAAGCUGCAGGAAGUGUGGCAGCCCUCCCUACCUCCAGCUUUCAUUCCUUACUGUCACGUUCUUGGGACUUCUGGUUUCAUCCCUGCUGGGUGUGCAGUGCCGUGCCUCUGCAUCAGAGCCAAGGAAGCAGCUUACGGAUCAGGGAGAGCCAUGGCCUCAAGCUUGUAUAUCUUCCACCUCUUCUAUAAGUUCAAAGUGUUGGUGCUUGUCACUUUGUGUUUGAUGGUGCUAUGGGCCACAUUCAGUUACUUUGUGGACUCCAGACAGGAAAUUUCUAAAGCUAAGAGCAUGGUGGAGGAUUUCAGAAAGGUAACUAGCCUGGAGGACGGUCAAAAGGAAGAGAAGAUUGAAUCAGUUGUGGAAGUUUCCACGGUGAAGUCGUCUCAGGGUCACUGCCCAGCUGUGUCUCCAUAUCUGCGAGGUGCCAGCAAACUCACCUUCAAAGCAUCUCUCACGCUAGAAGAAGUGCAAAAGGAGAACCCUCAGGUAGCUGAGGGCCGGUAUCACCCUACGGAGUGCUCAGCAUUACAGCAUGUGGCCAUUCUCAUCCCACACCGCAAUCGAGAGAAGCAUCUGCUGUACCUCCUGGAGCACCUCCACCCCUUCCUGCAACGGCAGCAGCUGGACUAUGGCAUCUACGUUAUUCACCAGGCUGGCAGCACCAAAUUUAAUCGAGCUAAACUGCUGAAUGUAGGAUACCUAGAGGCCCUAAAAGAAGCAAACUGGGACUGUUUCAUUUUCCAUGAUGUGGAUCUGGUGCCGGAAAAUGACUUUAACAUUUACAUGUGUGACAGACAACCAAAGCACCUUGUAGUUGGCAGGAACAAUACUGGAUACAGGUUACGAUACCAGGGAUAUUUUGGAGGUGUAACUGCUCUAACAAGAGAUCAGUUUUCUAAGGUGAAUGGAUUCUCUAACAACUACUGGGGUUGGGGUGGAGAAGAUGAUGACCUUCGAAUCAGGGUUGAGAUGCAGAAGAUGAAAGUGGUGAGGCCCUCUGCUGAUGUGGCCAGGUACACGAUGAUAUUCCACAAACGAGACCACGGUAACGAGGAGAAUGGAGAGAGAAUGAAGCUUCUACGUCAGGUGUCUAGAACGUGGAAAACGGAUGGGCUGAACUCUUGUUCCUAUAAACUGCUCUCGGUGGAACAUAACCCUUUGUAUGUCAACAUCACGGUGGAUUUCAGCACGCAGCCCAAGGUCUCGUAAGGGCGAGCACCACACGGGUUACAGGAAACAGCAACGGAUUGUGUUUGUGGCUGCUGUUACAGCCAGUGCCUCCCAGUGCGCUCCUUGAAAGAGUACUGCAGUAGCACAGAAGAAAGUUUUUCUUCACAGCAUCUACUUGGUUGGUUGAGUUUCCUUUUGUGAGGACUGGAGGUGGGGACUGCCCCGAGGGACAGGUCCUCCUGCUCUGGGCACUUGCUGCUGGGACUUUUGCAAAAGUGUCCUUGUUUGGGCUGGGCCAGUGGAAGGGACUUAGUUAAGUCCCGCAAAAAAAUUUGCUUAUUAAAAGCACAAGGACUCUUCACCAACUACACGCUGCCUGAGAAAAGCUAGGGUUUUUUCCAGCCUGAGAAAAAAACUGCUUAUGUGUAAGGGAAGGGCAAUAAUGGUAAUGGGUGAGAUGUUACAAAUCUCUCAAUAAAUGCAUUCCAUUGAACUCAAAA